This is a messenger RNA of Dentiscutata erythropus, 236 nucleotides long. The record is from the annotation of a GenBank genome assembly. Lineage: Eukaryota; Fungi; Glomeromycota; Glomeromycetes; Diversisporales; Gigasporaceae.
AAGAGGACAAAAACAAUCUUAGAAAUGAAUACCUUAAAUUACAACAAGAACAACAAAAUAACAGAAAUGAAGGACCAUCGAUAAUAACGGAAUAUAACAGAGACCCUAUAGAAAUAGGAAUAAAUCAAGAAUCAGACUCACUAUACCUAAGACCAAUAACAAAUAGACCUGGAACACCAGGCCAUAAAGGAAAAACACUGGAUUACGGAUAUGGAAAAGAGGAUAAAAAAAUUAAU